Molecule: messenger RNA, 1246 nt
Organism: Cotesia glomerata
Lineage: Eukaryota; Metazoa; Arthropoda; Insecta; Hymenoptera; Braconidae
Gene: kri
Product: uracil phosphoribosyltransferase homolog
Exons: 6
Coding region: 290-973 (227 amino acids)
Source: RefSeq, a predicted model, not a curated record
UGGAUGUCUAUUUUUUUUUUCAUGCGAAUUUUCAAAGUAAUAAUUUACGCAAGUGUUUUCAUUAGUAUGGAAAAAAUUUACGUACUUUUAGAACUUAGCCAUAACUGUGAAAUCACAUGAUCAAAAAUAGUAUAUAUGUAUACUCGCUACAAUCACCCAAUAUUUUUACUACACAUAAUUGAACUGGUACAUACGAUUAGUCUUGCGGUGUAGUGGUCGGCUUUUUAAUGCUUGGAAAAAAUUUCUCAAGAUAACUGCAGAUUUUUUAUUAAAGUUGAAAAAAUUGAAAAUGGGUUCUACUGACACAAAUAAUGUUAAAAAACAGUUAAAUCACAACAACAAUGAAGUGAUUCGCGAAUAUGGCCCAAAUUUAAAAAUACUACCUACAAAUGAUCAAGUUAAAGAAUUACAAACAAUUCUACGUGAUAAAAACACCUCACGAAGUGACUUUAAAUUUUAUGCUGAUCGUUUAAUUAGACUUGUUAUCGAAGAAAGCUUAAACCAACUACCAUUUACAAAAAUUGUAAUAACUACACCUACUGGAGCUAGUUACAAUGGCUUGAAAUAUCAAAAAGGGAACUGCGGUGUGUCGAUAGUCAGAAGUGGUGAAGCUAUGGAGCAAGGUUUAAGGGAUUGCUGUCGAAGCAUAAGAAUUGGAAAAAUAUUAGUUGAAAGUGAUAUGGAUACACACGAAGCCAAGGUAGUUUAUGCUAAAUUUCCAGAUGAUAUAGCUGAUCGUAAAGUGUUACUGAUGUAUCCAAUCAUGAGCACUGGAAAUACUGUGAUAAAAGCCAUAGCUGUUUUAAAAGAGCAUAAUGUAUUAGAAGAAAAUAUUAUUCUUUCGAAUUUAUUUUGCACACCACCCGCUGCUAAAACUCUAGUCAGUGUUUUUCCUAAGAUGAAGAUUUUAACAUCAGAAAUUCACAACGUUGCACCAAACCAUUUUGGACAGAAAUAUUUUGGUACGGAUUAAAUUGAAACUUUCAAUUUUCAUUGUUAUGCAUAUAUAUUUUUUGCUGAGAAUUUCUAAUCAUUGAACUAAGUUGGUCAUCGAUUUAUAGUUAAACGAAAAUUAAUCUUGUUCACUUUUAACGCACAUUUUUAUUGUACAUUCAACCAUCUAUUUCUAAUUUUCUGUAUUAUAAGCUACAAUUAUUUAUGAUUUCAAAUAGUUAUAUUAUUUAGAAAAGGUCACUACUGAGCUGCCGUAGUGAAAGGAAAUGUAUUGUGUGCAUGUCAAAUCCCA